GUUUAGGCGUUGCACACAACUAUUCACACGGAAGUAGCACGUAUGAAAGACCUAAAAGUUGCGUUAAAACAGCAUUUCUUUCUUGAUUCUAAGGUUUAGUUUUUAUAUUUCGUAAUGGAAGACCAAGAGAUGCAAGUUAAAGUCAGACGCGUGAGCGACAAAUUCACGGAGAGCAUGUAUGUUUUGGCAAACGAGCCAUCCGUGGCUCUGUACAGACUGCAGGAGCAUGUCAGGAGGUCCCUUCCUGAACUGGCGCAGCAUAAGACAGACAUGCAGAGCUGGGAGGAGCAGAGCCAAGGAGCCAUAUACUCUGUCGAAUAUGCAUGCAGUGCCGUGAGAAGCAUGGCCAACAGCAGCGUGUAUUUCAAAAAUAUUGACAGCCUCCUGCGACAGGCCAUCAACAUGAAGGAGCAGAUGAGCAGCUCACAAGGACGCAGUUUGCAUGAUGCCAAACCUUCUCCCAGUCCCCAUGUUGCUGCUUCUCGUGCCUCAUCCUCCUAGUUCUCCUAAUGGUGAAGCGAUGUCCAAGAAAAAGGACUGCGGAUCCAGGCAUGCCAAGGGACACUGGAGAGAAGAACAACUCCGGAAUGUGACAAGUCUUCUCAGCAUUUCCCCUUUUAGUGCGUUUCCUCUCCACUACCACUUCGAUUGGAAGGCUGUGCUAAAGGUUUUAACCCCCUUUAACUCGCUGCUCACCUCCCCCAAGCACAAGCUGCUCAGUGAAACAGCACGGCCCAGCGCUGCCAGGUUCGGUUUUAAAAAACACUUAAGUCAUGGACGCCACUCAAAGGCCUGCAUUGUUCUCUUGGGCUCGCUGGGCAAGCACAGCAGUGAUUUUUACUCGCUACAGUUGACUUCUCUGCUGACGUUUUGUACAUUAGCUGUCAAUGAUAUACCCCACUGUCAAGUGUGUUCUGCUAUAUAGUAUCGUUAUCACAGUACAUACUUGUACACCAAUGUAAAAGAUCACAAAAGUGAUUUUAUUAUAUGGGACAUCUACAGUACCAGACCUCCCUGCAAAAGGCAAAAAUCUGCAAUAUGAAGAGACCAAAAAAAAUGUAUUUAUUUUCAAUAGUUUUGUCUUUUUUGUGUGAACUGUGGUGGACAGCAGCUCCUGUGUGUGUGCGCUUAACAUAUUUGUGUUUUACUCUUGUUAUGGAUUUCAAUGAGCAGCUGUGACUGUCCCACUUAAGGCAUUACAGUUUGUGUAAUGUAAAAAGCCAAAACCGAUCGUUUGGAAAAAAACUGAUAGUGGCAAAAUAUCAACAGUGAUAUAUUAAGAGAUGGUCACUGAUUUAUUCCAUGAGGAUGCCUGAAAACGGGAAAAACACGCAAUGAAAUAUGUCCGUUCUUAAUGAAUAACUAUGGAGCCCCCCGGGGUGCCAGGGUUGAAAAAAAAAAUCAUAGGUAAUCUGUACCCACAGUUUACUAAUCUGGACCCACAGUUUACUAAUGUGUGGGUACAGUUUAGUAAUCUGUACCCCAUAUUACUAAUCUGUACCCACAGUUUACUAAUCUGUACCCACAGAUUACUAAACUGUACCCACAGUUUACUAAUCUGUACCCAGAGAUUACUAAACUGUACCCACAGUUUACUGAUCUUUACCCACAGUUUAGCAAUGACCCGGAAACAGUAGUCACCAGUGUUUGGCGUGGACUCCAAACGCCGAGGGACCGACAGAGCAAGCACCUGCACGUUUUGCUCUCGGGCUUUAAAAGGUAACUAUUGCACAUUUUCUUUGGUAGCCGUCUAAAAUUUCACUUUCAGGUGUCAUCAAUCAAUUCGGCAUGUUGUUUGCACAUUUUAUGUGCUGCUGUCGUGUCCGUGCGUGCUUAAUUCAAGUAGUGUUAAUUUGUCAGUUAGCUAUUUUUAGAAGCAUUGGGUCAUUGCCAAACUGUGGGUACAGAUUAGUAAACUGUGGGUACAGUUUGGUAAUCUGUGGGUACAGAUUAGUAAACUGUGGGUACAGAUUACUAAAAUAUACCCACAGAUUACUAAACUGUGGGUACAUUUUAGUAAUUUUUGGGUACAUAUUAGCUAUGAUUUUUUUUUUCUACCCUGGCAUCCGGGGAGGGGGGGUGCUCUGUAAAUAACCGUGUAUUUUUAUGGCAAACAGUAUGGUAUCAAUGCACUUUCAUAAACCAUCCACAUCGUUAGGCCUCAACAUACCACAUCAAAUUUCUUGAUGUCCUAUGUAAUUACAGUGAGGUAAAGAGUAUUUGAACACCCUGCGAUUUUGCAAGUUCUCCCACUUAGAAAUAAUGGACGGUUUUGAAAUUUUCAUUAUAGGUGUAUGUCCAAUAUGCGAGACAAUCUAAAAAAAAUCCAGAAAUCACAAUGUGAUUGUUUUUUUUUUUUUAAUUAUUGGUAUUAUACUGCUGAAAAUAAGUAUUUGAAUACCUGUCUAUUUGCUAGAAUUGUGAGCCUCAAAGACCUGUUAAUCGCCUUUAAAAGAAAAAACACCUCCACUCCACUUAUUCUCUAAAUAAGUGGAGUGGAGGUUGACUUUUUGACCUGUUUGAGGCAGUUAGCUGCAUAUAAACACUUGUCCACCCAAAGAGCUGUCCAAAGACACCAGAGACAAAAUUGUAGAGCUCUACAAGGCUAGAAAGAGUUACGGGGCAAUUGCCAAGCAGCUUAGUGAUAUAAGAUCCACUGUUGGAGCAAUUAUUAGAAAAUAGACAAAGUUAAACAUGACCGUCAAUCUCCCUCAGACUGGGGCUCCAUGCAAGAUCUACCUCGUAGGGUCUCAAUAAUCCUAAGAAUGGUAAGGAAUCGGCCAAGAACUACACAAGAGGAGCCUGUCAAUGACCUGAAAGGAGCUGGGACCACCAUUUCCAAGGUUACUGUAAUACACUAAGACAGUGUUCUCAAAACUAUUCCACAUAGGGCCGCAGUGGGUGCAGGAUUUCACUCCAACAAAACAAGACCACACCUUUUUUUCCACCAAUCUGGUGUUUUAUAAGUGUAAUCAGUUGAUUGCAGUCAAGUGCUGCUUGUUUUAGUAGAAACUACAUUGGUUAAAAGUAGGGCUGUCAAAAUUAUCGCGUUAACGGGCGGAAAUUAAUUGUUUUUAAUUGAUCACGUUAAAAUAUUUGACGCAAUUAACGCACAUGCCCCGCUCAAACAGAUUAAAAUGACAGCAGUGUAAUGUCCGCUUGUUACUUGUUUUGUGUUUGGCGCCCUCUGCUGGCGCUUGGGUUCAAAUGAUUUUAUGGGUUUAAGCACAAUGAGAGAGAAUGGUGUAAUUAUUGACAACAAUGGCGAGCUACUAGUUUAUUUUUUGAUUGAAAUUUUUCCAAAUUUUAAUAAAACGAAAACAUUAAGAGGGGUUUUAAUACUGUAUAAAAUUUCUAUAACUUGUAUUAACAUUUAUCUUUUAAGAACUACAAGUCUUUCUAUCCAUGGAUCGCUUUCAGAGAAUGUUAAUGUUAAUGCCAUCUUGUUGAUUUAUUGUUAUAAAAAAAAAAUACAGUACUUAUGUAUCGUAUUUUGAAUGUAUAUAUCCGUCUUGUCUUAUCUUUCCAUUCCAACAAUAAUUUACAGAAAAUAUGGCAUAUUUUAUAGAUGGUUUGAAUUGCGAUUAAUUAAUUUUUAAGCUUUAAUUAACUCGAUUAAAAAAUUUUAAUCGUUUGACAGCCCUCGUUAAAAGGUCUGUGCUUGAUCGGUAUGAACAAAAACCAGGAUCCACAGCGGCCCUCGAGGACGGGUUUGGAGACCCCUGCACUAAGACGUCUUGGUUUAAAAUCAUGCAUGGCACACAAGGUUCCCCUGCUUAAACCAGCACAUGUCCAGGCCUGUUUUAAGUUUGCCAAUGACAACCUAUAUGGCCGUAAACAAGACACUGACCGCAAGAAUAGACUGCUCUGACAGCGGGGCUCUCAGAACCAUUGAGAGCAUCAGGUGGCCCCAGCAAAUCUCCAACGAAAUCCUGUGAGCCCAGACAAGUCAACCCAGAGCCUCCCUCCUGGCUGCACAGCACCGCAUCCGCUGGCUUGGCCAUGUUCUUCAUCUACCUCCUGACCACCCGACAAGCGCCAUCCUGGAGUUUGACCUAAAGGCUGCAGGCUGGAGACGACCAUGAGGAAAGGCCCGCACUUGAUGGCUUGACACCAUUGCGGGCGACCUCCAACAACACAAGAGUUACCUUGAACAUCCCCACCCUGAUCUGCUGGCACAAGACCACCUCUACUGGAGGGGCCUAUGGGCUAAUGGGACGGGAAACCAGCCCCAACGUAAGAGCCAUGUUGAUGAUGAUGAUGAAUGACCAUUUGAAAGAUCCAGAUGAGUCAUGGGAGAAAGUCAUGUGGUCAUAUGAGAUCAAAAUAGAACUUAAUUCCACUCAUAGUAUUUGAAGGAAGAAGAAUGAUGUGUACCAUCACAAGAACACCAUCCCUACUGUGAAGCAUGGGCAUGGUAGCAUCAUGCUUUGGGGGUGUUUUACUGCACAUGGAACUAGACAACUGCACUGUAUUAAGGAGAGGAUAACCAGGGCCUUAUAUUGUGAGAUUUUGGAGAAUAACCUCAUUGCCUCAGUUAGAGCAUUGAAAAUGGGCCGUGAAUGGGUCUUCUAACAUGACAAUGGCCCGAAGCAGACAGCCAUAAUAGCCAAGGAGUGGCUUUGUAAAAAGCAUAUCAAGGUUCUAGCCAGUCUCCAGACCUAAACCCAAUACAAAAUCUUUGGAGGAAGCUCACACUCCCGUGUGUCUCAGUGACAGUCUAGAAACCUGAUUGAUCUAAAGAAGAUGUGUGUUGAGCAGUGGUGCAAAAUCCCUGCUGCAGUCUGUGCAAACCUAGUGAGAAGUUACAGGAAACAUUUGACCUCUGCAAUCGUAAAUAAAGGCUUCUUUACCAAAUACUGACAUUGAUUUUCUCAGGUGUUCAAAUACUUAUUUGCAGCAGUAUAAUACUAAUAAAUUGUUUUUUAACAAAAUCAUACACUGUGAUUUCUGGAUUUUUUUUUUUUUUUUUUUUCCCCCUAGAUUGCCUUUCAGAGUGGACGAGCACCUACCACGAAUAUUUCAAACCCGCCUAUCAUUUCUAAGUGGUGGAACUUGCAAAAUCGCAGGGUAUUCAAAUACUUCUUUUCCUCACUGUAUCUCCUAAAAUAUUAUUAAACAUCAAAUAUCCAAAUGAUGUACUGUAUCUUAGUAUAGAUAUGUUAUUAAAUUACUACACCAUAUUGAAAUACCAGGAGCCAA
Molecule: messenger RNA, 5202 nt
Organism: Corythoichthys intestinalis (scribbled pipefish)
Lineage: Eukaryota; Metazoa; Chordata; Actinopteri; Syngnathiformes; Syngnathidae
Gene: borcs8
Product: BLOC-1 related complex subunit 8
Exons: 6
Coding region: 115-501 (128 amino acids)
Cellular component (GO): BORC complex
Source: RefSeq, a predicted model, not a curated record